Messenger RNA from Penaeus chinensis, 3368 nucleotides. It is a transcript of the gene hyx, whose product is annotated as parafibromin-like. Gene Ontology annotation, biological process: transcription elongation by RNA polymerase II; positive regulation of transcription elongation by RNA polymerase II. Lineage: Eukaryota; Metazoa; Arthropoda; Malacostraca; Decapoda; Penaeidae. The record is from RefSeq and is a predicted model, not a curated record. Gene Ontology annotation, cellular component: Cdc73/Paf1 complex. Gene Ontology annotation, molecular function: RNA polymerase II complex binding.
GCUCGAGACCCCUCAGUGUUUUCAACAUGGCGGAUCCGCUGAGUAUACUCCGACAGUACAAUGUCAACAAAAAGGAAAUAAUCACAAAAGGAGACAAUAUAAUCUUCGGAGAAUUCUCAUGGCCGAAAACUGUGAAGACCAACUAUUUAGUUUACGGUUCUGGUAAAGAUGGAGCCCCAAAAGAUUACUACACUUUGGAGUGUCUCCUCUUCCUCCUCAAGCAUGUCGGCCUUACUCAUCCUUCGUAUGUGCGAAAAGCUGCGGCAGAGAAUAUACCUGUCGUGCGUCGUCCUGAUCGUAAAGAACUCUUGGCUUACCUCAAUGGAGAGACCUUCAACAGCAGCAGCAUUGAUAAGUCAGCCCCCUUAGAAAUUCCAACACAGGUUAAGCGUACAGUUGAAGAUUCUUCCGAUAGCAUAGCUAAAAAGCCAAGAUAUGAUGACAGUGAUGUACAGAAGAUCAAAGAGCAGCUCGCUCUUCGAUUUGAUGCUCCUAAAAAAUCCUCCAUCGUCAGCAAUAUUGACAGAUCACUGUCAGAAGCUAUGUCCAUUGAGAGGAUUGCUGCUAUUAAGGCUAAACGUCUGGCCAUCAAGAGAACCAUGAUUAAGGAAGAUGUUGAUGACCUGGGCUUAGGCAAUGACCUGCGCUGCAUGUUAGAAUUUGAUAUUGAUGUGACCAAAGAUAUUACAACAAAAGAACGACAGUGGAGAACCAGAACUACCAUUCUUCAGAGCUCUGGCAAGCAAUUUGCUCAGAGCAUCAUGGGCUUGCUCAAGUCUAUCAAAGCACGUGAAGAUGGCAAGGUUAAGAGUACUGCGCCCAAUCCAGUUCCAACUCCCAUAUCCAGAGUUCAGCAGCAACCUGCAGGAUAUUCACGUUACGACCAAGAAAGGUUCAAGGGCAAAGAAGAAACUGAGGGCUUCAAGAUUGACACAAUGAGAACCUAUCACGGUCUCUCACUCAAGAGCGUGACAGAAGGUAGUCAAAGCCACAAGAUGGCACCACAGCCUGAUCUAGCUCCUCAGAACAAGACUGUUCCAGGUCAGCAGAUGAAGAAACCUUCACGCACACCAAUCAUUAUUGUGCCUAACUCCCCAACAUCUCUCAUCUCAAUGUACAAUGCUAAGGAUCUUCUGCAAGAUAUGAAGUUUAUAACCUCCCAAGAAAAAAGAGCACAAGGUUGUAAGCGUGAGACUGAAAUCCUCAUCCAAAGGGCCAAGGAUGGCGGCCUUACUGUUCCCUACCGUGUCACAGACAACCCCUCCAAGCUUAGCUAUGCUGAUUGGGACCGUGUAGUGGCAGUGUUUGCUAUGGGUCCUGCUUGGCAGUUCAAAGGCUGGCCCUAUGAUGGAAACCCUGUAGAAAUCUUUAAUAGAAUUUGUGCUUUCCACAUUAAGUAUGAAGAAAUGAAGUUAGACAACAACAUUGCCAACUGGGCAGUCCACGUUCUCAACCUUAGUCGCAUUCGUCGUCAUUUGGACAGAGCAAGAUUCCUUGAGUUCUGGGAGAAGUUAGACAGAUCCAUUUUGAUGAAGAAACCUCAUUUAAGGACAUAAGGAUUGGUUCAUCCUCUUUAACAAGUCACACUUGCGGUGGUAGGAAGCUCGUCCAUCCAGAUUUCCAAGAAAGCUCUUCCAGGGGUGUGGAAAAGUGGCAGAAGUCACAGAAGGCCUUUUUUAUUUCAUUUUAUGAUGAUGAUUGUCAAACUAAUAUCCAAAAGUAUGUAUGGCUUCUAGGAAGGAAUUAAGUAUUUCAUUUUGUAGGAUGUUAACAGUGGACCUUCAUUUUCAUGGUAAAUUACACUUGAUUUUUUCAGCAUUUGUAGUUCAUUGACACUUGGUGCUCCUAAUCGGUGGUAAAUUCCUGCAAGAGCUUGCAUAUUGCCUUACUGUUUUUGCCAAAAGUACCAUAAGCUGUCAUUGGAAAAAAUAUGAUGAUAACAGUCAGGAACUGCAGACUUUGUGUAAUGCAUCUUCAUCUUUUUGUCCAGUGUGUGUGGUUGUGCUGUAGUUGAGCCCAGUAUGGUCAGAAGCUGUAUUUGAGUGCAUCAGUAUUCUUUGGUGGUGAUGUUCCUUUCACUUUUCUCUUCUAGACUCCACUACUUUUGCAUAAUGAUGGUAUAAACUAAUGUUUCAGUUUAUAUCACUCUUACCAGUUUUAAAGUGUAUUGUUAUUCUAAUGCACAACAGUCUGACAUGGUGAAGGUUGAUUGGAUGGUACUCAAGGCUUCAAAAAAAAAAAUAUUUUGUUUCCCUGACUCAUAUUAACACUUCCUCUCUCUCCUAUUGUCUCUGUUAUACUGCAUUAUUUGUCAAUCUAUUUAUGUGCAAGUAAUUAUCUCAUUUGGGUUUUACUUCACCUACUGAUCCUUAGCCAAGUUAUUGUCCUUUUUUCUCAAUUUUCCUUUUGUGUGUAGUCCAGAUCUUACCAAGGGGAAUUUUUCACAUUUGAGGAUGAUCUACCUGUUGAACAUAAGGAGGUGAAAACAAAUGAGGACUCCUUAUGGUAAAAUAACCUUGACUUUGUGUUAUGAUUGUAAGAGACAGCUAUUUUGUAAUAGAUGCCAUAUGUAUAAGCUAGUGAGUGGCAUUUUGUACAUAAUACUUCAUUUAUUGAAGACAGCCAAGAAAUGUUAUCACUGCCCCUAUCUCUCAUUUUUUGUGGCAAAUGUAAAAAAAAUAUGCCCCAGUGUCUCUCAUAACAACAUAGCAAAUUAGGGGAAACAGGUUACUGAAAAUAAUCAGGCAGUUAUUAAAUGCUCUUUAUUUUGUUUAUAAAGGUCACUUGUUUAUUUUAUGAUUUUUGUUAAAAUAAAAUAAAAAAUACUUUAAUUUUGCUGAUUAAUUCUUUUAAAUGAGAUUUUAGUCAUAGUUGUUUGUAUUUUUCCCAAUAAUUAUUUUUAUUUUUCCAAGUAGUUUAUUGCUGCUUUUACUUAAAUGUGAUAGUAUAUAUAUAUUUUUCAGCGAGUCCAUUUUCAAAAUACGUAAUUGCUGCUUGAUUUGUAUGUUGCUCCUAUACAUCCCACUUAUAUAUUUCACUAAUGCUGUGUCACGUAUAUCUAGAAGUGGGUACUUCAUGUUAUUCUCAGUAGCUACAAGAUUUUUGUAAAUAACCAUAACAUUAAUUUGUUUAAAGUGAAGGACAGUUUGUUUUGAUUGAACAGAGGCUCUGAUAAGCACCUGAAGUCUCUCCCAAGGUGCUAAGGUUCUCACUGACCUUGAAGAGAUACUGUACUUUAUUUUUUCCUGAGGGAAGAAAGUUUAGCAGAACAUUAGAAAUGACAGACUGUAAAUAGUUUUAUAGGUGAAACAAGAUUAGUUAUUGAACACUGUGAACCCAUAAUUAAUUAAAUAAAAUAUAUGAAAUAA